Molecule: messenger RNA, 1631 nt
Organism: Trichosurus vulpecula (common brushtail)
Lineage: Eukaryota; Metazoa; Chordata; Mammalia; Diprotodontia; Phalangeridae
Product: HAUS augmin-like complex subunit 7
Exons: 11
Coding region: 96-1379 (427 amino acids)
Biological process (GO): spindle assembly; centrosome cycle
Cellular component (GO): HAUS complex
Molecular function (GO): microtubule minus-end binding
Source: RefSeq, a predicted model, not a curated record
AUGAUGUCACUGGCUCUGACCAAUGAAGAGACGCGCUCUGAGAGCGCGCGGAUAUUGGGCCCAGUCGGUUCUGACUCCCAGGAGCAGGAGGGACAAUGGCUGAGCGUUGGAUAGGGUUCAGCGACAGCGAUCAGAAAGCGGCGCAAGCCGGGAAGAGACGAUGUAAGGAAGAGUGGGAGAACGAGGAUGAGGAUGAAGACGAGGACGAGAGGGACGCCCAGUUCUCCCUGGAGGCUCUGAGAAUGCUGGACAGAUUAAAGGAUAUAGACUGCCCCUUCCUUGAUGGUCUGUAUAUUAGUGGACCGAGGACAAUAAAACAGUUCCUGUGUGUGCCCUCAAUUUACCGUUUGCUUAUUCUGGAAUGGUUAUUUACAAGGCUGUAUCCUUCCUUUGGGGAUUCAUUUGCAACUGUGCCGGACUCUGGGGCUAAAGAGAAAAUAAAAGAGAUGACUAGACUUGGCCAUGAACUGAUGUUGUGUGGGCCAGAUGAUCAGGAUCUCAUUAAGGGCUCUACUGGUGUGAAGGAACAGCUUUAUUUCUUUAAUCAGUUACUGGAUGUGGUCACAAGUCUGGGUCCUGAAUAUGUCAGCAGUUUCUUCAGUGUGGAGGAGAACUUCCACGACUUAGCGAAGGACAAUGAGAUGCUGCUGAAGAAAGUCUUCGCUUCCCAUGCCCACAAGGAGAUCCUAGAUCCCAAGUUGAAGCCCUUGCCUCCGGAUGUACAGUCCUCCCGUGGGACAAAGGAAAACCUGCAUAGAAUGAAUGUACUUGGGGACCGAGAGAGAAAAUCCUGUGGACAGAGCCCUCCAGUGACCUGCAGGCUGCUGGAGGCAAAGAAGACGAAGGUGGAAGAGCUGUCCGAAAAACUGACCAAGCUCGCUGAAAUGCUGCAGGCACAUGAGGAAGAGGUCCAUAAUCACCAGAGCUGCACCAACAAACUGUUUUUCCUGAAUUCCACCAGGCGCCCCGUUCAGUGUUCUCCCUACCGUGGGAAAAUCUCCAGCCAAGGUAGUGGCACCUUGGGCUUGACUCUGUCAGAUUUCCAUCAUCUGGUGAUUGCUUUUAUACACGUUUUUGAGGAUGAGCUUCAUGAGCACUGUAACCGCCCAGCCCCCAAUAUCAACCCGUGUGGUCCAUCCUUCCAGUCUGUGUAUGAUACUCUGACACUCUGCAACCAGGAGCUGAAAGCUAUCAAUGAAAUCAUGGAUACCUGUGAGAAGGUGGAGAAUAUAGUGAAGCAGCCACAACGGGAGAAAGCCUACUUGGGUGAAGGCAACUAUAUGGUGACCUUGGUUGAAAAAUUAAAAGAGUUAAAACGGAAAUAUGAGCUCUUCCAAGGCAGUCCUUGGACACCUGUUGUACGUAUGGAUGCAAGCUAAGUGUUCGUUCCCUGGUUCCCCAGCUCCUUGGGACUUGGCUGCCGCUGGCAUUUGGGAAACUAGGGGGAAGACUUUGGUCGUGAGACAAGUUUCUGUUUGCUUUUUUAAAAACCAUUUUUGUUUUUUGUUAAUAUGAACUUGAGAAGCCUCAACAAGGUUCACACAGAAAAAAGAGGAUUUUAUAGCAAACCACAAACCUAUGUACAUGUUACUUUUUAAGAAGCAUGUAAUAAAAUCACCACCUUAGUUUCC